Telopea speciosissima is the source of this 1842-nucleotide messenger RNA. RefSeq names its product pentatricopeptide repeat-containing protein At2g13420, mitochondrial-like. The record is from RefSeq and is a predicted model, not a curated record. Bases 21 to 1631 code for a protein of 536 amino acids. Lineage: Eukaryota; Viridiplantae; Streptophyta; Magnoliopsida; Proteales; Proteaceae. Gene Ontology annotation, molecular function: protein binding. The transcript has a single exon.
AGUGAACCUGAAUAUCGAGAAUGGCUUUCAGCUUAUCUCUUCGUCGUGCCCUCUCUCUCUUCUCUCCUCUGCAGUUCUCCUCUCGUUUUGAGAUGCGGCUCUUAUCCUACACCUUUCACUCAGAGGAACUCUCUGAAGCUCCAGAGGCAGAGCUAGGGUUUUCAGAGACCCCAAAACCUUCACUUCCUUCACUGCAGACCUCCACAGAUGCAGACUUAGUUUCCGAGAUCUUAAUCCAGCACCAUAAUCCAUUCCACACAAUGGAAUCCUCUCUGCAACUGAACGGAAUCAGGGUUACUCCUCAUCUGGUUCACCAAAUUUUAAUUCGACUUAAGAAUGUCUCGAAGAUUGCGCUUGGGUUCUUCGUUUGGGCCAAAGAUCAGGCGAAUUACAAGCAUGAUACAGCUGCCUAUGAUCUGAUGAUCGAUAUCUUGGGAAAAGUUCGGCAAUUUGAUGUCGCUUGGCAGUUAAUUAUUGAGAUGGAUCAACAAAAUCUGAGACUCACUUCCAAAACUUUUGGAAUUCUGAUUCGUAGGUUAGUGGCUGCAGGGCUUACUCGGCAAGCGAUUCGUGCCUUCGACGACAUGGAGAGUUUGAUAGAGAAGGAAGCAGACCCAGAAGACUUUCUUUACCUUCUUGACACCCUGUGUAAAUAUGGAUACGUGAAGGUUGCUACGGAGAUUUUCAACAAACGGAAAUUCAGAUUUGAACCCGACAUGAAAACUUAUACCGUUCUGAUUUACGGAUGGUGUAAGAUAAAAAGACCCCAAAUGGCUGAGAAAUUCUUUAGAGAAAUGGUGGAUCGUGGAUAUGAACCAAAUGCUGUUACCUACAAUGUUUUAUUAGAUGGGAUUUGCAGGAGGGCAAGCUUGCACCCUGAUGACCGGUUUGAGAGGACCGUUCAAGCAGCAGAGAACUUGUUCGAUGAAAUGCGGAGGAGAGGAAUAGAGCCUGAUGUCACUAGCUACUCUAUCGUACUUCAUGUUUAUAGCCGAGCUCAUAAACCAGAUUUAACUUUGGAUAAGUUAAAUCUGAUGAAGGAGAAAGGAAUUUGUCCAACAGUGGCAACCUACACUUCGGUUAUUAAAUGCCUCUGCUCCUGCAGUAGACUCGAAGAUGCCGAAGAGUUGCUCAAUGAGAUGGUCGCUAAUGGAGUAAGCCCUUCUGCUGCAACUUAUAACUGUUUCUUUAAGGAAUAUAGAGGAAGGAAGGAUGCAGAUAAUGCUUUGAAAUUGUAUAGGAAGAUGAAGGAUGGAUCUUCGUGCACUCCAACUAUGCACACAUACAAUAUAUUAGUGGGCAUGUUUUCGAGGUUAAAUCAGAUGGAAAUUGUGCAGGAGAUAUGGAAUGAUAUGAAGGAAAGUGGGGCUGGUCCAGAUUUGGAUGCAUAUACCUUGUUGAUUCAUGGGUUGUGUGAGAAACAGAAGUGGAGGGAGGCUUGUCAGUUCUUUGUGGAGAUGAUAGAGAAGGGUUUUCUUCCACAGAAGGUUACAUUUGAGACGCUCUAUCGAGGUUUAAUACAGUCUGAUAUGUUGAGGACCUGGAGAAGAUUGAAGAAGAAACUUGAAGAAGAGUCUAUAACAUUCGGUUCUGAAUUUCAGCUCUACCAUUUCAAGCCUUAUAGGAGGUGAUAUGCCAAGUCUAGUAUGGUAGUAUCUCAACUCGUCCUACAGAAAGUGCUAACCAGCUGAUCCAGUUUAAAAGAUUGUCAAAUGGAUGAUGGUACUCUUGUGCUAGCUUUAUCUGGAUUCUGAGGUGUGAAACUAAACUGGGAAUGGCUCAAUCAUGGCAUUGCCAAGAAUAGCGGUAACGAGUUCAAGCUUGGGAGAAGCUUAUCAUUGA